AUGCCCAAAGGAAAAGGAGGUGGCAACAAAGGUGGGCCGUCGUCUUCAUCUGGAAAAAAAGGUGACGCCGCUGAGGGUUCUUCUAAGGCACCAGCGAAGGGUGGCAACUCGGUUAAGGGACUUGAGCGCGGUGGCGCUUUUUUUACAGAAAAACGACCGUCUUUGCUGUAUCCUCUCCAGGUUCGGCACAUUCUCUGUGAGAAGCAGAGCAAGGCUCUGGAGGCCAUCGAACAGCUAAAAGCCGGCCAGAAGUUUAACACAGUGGCAGAGAACUACAGCGAGGACAAGGCCCGUUCUGGCGGUGACUUGGGUUGGAUGACGCGUGGAUCUAUGGUGGGUCCAUUCCAGGAGGCAGCUUUCGCACUUACGCCUUCUACAGUGGACAAGCCAGUCUACACCGACCCUCCAGUGAAGACCAAAUUCGGUUACCACGUCAUCAUGAUCGAGGGAAGGAAGUGA
Molecule: messenger RNA, 459 nt
Organism: Mesocestoides corti
Lineage: Eukaryota; Metazoa; Platyhelminthes; Cestoda; Cyclophyllidea; Mesocestoididae
Source: the annotation of a GenBank genome assembly